Messenger RNA from Ctenocephalides felis (cat flea), 1443 nucleotides. Its product is annotated as ankyrin repeat and death domain-containing protein 1A-like. The coding region runs from base 1 to 1443 and encodes 480 amino acids. Gene Ontology annotation, molecular function: protein binding. The record is from RefSeq and is a predicted model, not a curated record. The transcript has 9 exons. Lineage: Eukaryota; Metazoa; Arthropoda; Insecta; Siphonaptera; Pulicidae. Gene Ontology annotation, biological process: signal transduction.
AUGCGACCUUUGCUGAUGGCAGCCUGGCAUGGACAUAUUGUGGCGGUCAGGAUGUUAAUUGGAUAUGGAGCUUGUGUCACAGUUUUAAAUAAAAAACAUUACGGUAUAUUAACAUGCGCAGCAAGGAACGGCCACGCCGAUUGCGUCGCCUUCCUGCUCCAGACAGUCGAGACCCUUGACAAGGAGCAGGGCGACCUUCAAGGGCGCACAGCCCUUCAUCAUGCGGCUGCUCAAGGUCAUGCAGACACUGUUAAGAAACUGCUGGAGAGUGGGUCGUCGUUGAUGGCCAAAGAUAAGGGAGGUAGGACGCCUCUGCAUUUAGCAGCAGAAGGAGGCCACGUGGCAGUAUGUGAACUACUGUCGUCUAGAGGUGACACCAAUUCGAAAUCUUUGUCCCUGAGUGAUCAAGGAGGUUGUACGCCACUGCAUUUAGCAGUAAUGAACAAGCAUUGUGAGGCCACAAAAGCGCUACUGACUUUGGGAGCUUCUGCUGAAUGUGUAAACGAGAAAGGUUUCACGCCCCUGCAUUUAGCCUGUCGUCUUGGAUGCAGAGGAAUUACUGAAACUUUAAUACAAUUUGGUGCUCCUUUAAAUAAACAAGCCAAGAAUGGAAACACUCCCCUUCACGAAGCCUGUCUAUCAAAUGAGAUGGAGCUGAUGGAAUUAUUGAUAUCCAAAGGCGCAGACUUAAAUUGCGUCAACGUUAGAAACGAAGCUCCGAUCCACCUAGCAGCAGAAUUGGGCAGGACAGAGGCGUGCAGGAUGCUUUUAGCAGCAGGGGCUGAUUUGAGUCAUCAACAAGACACCAAUGGAAGUGGGCCAAGGUCGCCAAUGUUUUUGGCAGCUAGAGGAAGCUUUACGGCAAUUGUGGAUAUGAUAAUACAGACUGCCAGGCUAGAUUACCCAACCAAAGAUGAUGAUGACCAAGCUGGUGAUGGAUAUCCAUGCAAAACUAAGCCUAUUAUAAAUACUGCAAGGAGGAAACUUCUUAGUACUGGUGACUCUUCUGAUUGGACUUCAGUAGACGAACCCUUAGUGCCAUCAGCCUGCACAUUACCAACAACAGCAGCAUCAUCAACCUGCAACUCUGAAGAUUCUGAACAUCUUCAAAAAAUUUUGCACAAACUGUCCCACAGAUUUCUUCAAGACGGUGACUGGAGGGCUUUGGCGUCUCAUUGGGCCUUCACCGAGGACCAAAUCAAGGCCAUUGAGCACCAGUAUGCAGGUCCCAAUAGUUAUAAGGAGCACGGUUAUAGAAUGUUGACGAUUUGGUUGAAUGCUUUGCCUCGUAGUGCAGUUCCUUCCAAAGAACUUUGUUCAGGUCUAAGGGCUAUUGGAAGGGACAAUAUUGCACAAAAGGUUACUGCUAAAUUGUUGAAGGAAAGUCAGAAAUCUGAGAGCAGACAUCGAGAUAGACAUUUGUCUCAGUGUGUUGUAAUUUAA